Molecule: messenger RNA, 214 nt
Organism: Racocetra fulgida
Lineage: Eukaryota; Fungi; Glomeromycota; Glomeromycetes; Diversisporales; Gigasporaceae
Source: the annotation of a GenBank genome assembly
CUUUGGUGGAAUAGGAAAUACAAUCCUUUAUAUUAUUUAUGAACAUUGGAAAAAUCAAUACGAUGAUUCAUUAGUAAACUCUGAAUAUUUUAAUGGAAGUACUAAUAUUAAAAUAAAAAUAACAACGAAAACAGCGGUUACAUCAGCAAAUUCCACCAAUGAAACUAGCAGUUACACCAAUGCAACCGAUGUUGUUAUCAAUCAAACUAUAUAG